Lactuca virosa is the source of this 855-nucleotide messenger RNA. NCBI's taxonomy places the organism in Eukaryota, Viridiplantae, Streptophyta, Magnoliopsida, Asterales, Asteraceae. The record is from the annotation of a GenBank genome assembly.
AUGAUACAAACCACCACUAUCUUGCACCACCACCAUGGUCGUCGCACCUACAUCUCACCACCUGCAACCACAACACAAUCGACCACCACCACCAUUCCUACCAUCCAUCGCCGCCCUACCAUCUUCUACAUCACCACCUUUUUCCUGUUCCAUAAGAAAUAUGGUCAACCAGCUCAAAUAUGGUCUGAUUCCAUUUCUCAAAGCCCUCAACUACGAUUGACAUGUGAUCAAGGCUGGAAAAUUUCAUAUGUUGGUUUCGCUAGCUUUGGGAAUCCCAAAGAGGAUUGUGGUGCUGGAUUUACUCAAGGAAGUUGUCAUAUAAACGUCAUAUCAAUUGUUGAACUGGUGAUGAUAUCUGGAAAGGAAGAACCUGAUGCUUCUCUUCCCCCUGCUGUAGAUGGUCUUCUUAUGGGACUUACGAGACAACCUUGUUGUCUUGUCUGGAAUGCUUGUCACAUAUCUCAAUGUGUUGGUAGAAAACGUUUUGUUGGAGGCAUUGCUUGGGAGACUUCAGAAGAAUCCUUUAGCAGUAACUUCAGCUAUUAUGGGGAACUUACAGAUUCUGUGAUAAUGAUGGAUAAAAUAACUGGGAUACCACAUGGAUUUGGGUUUGUAAGAUUUGUUGAACCUGUUGAUACAGAUAAAGUCUUGGAGCAAGAUCAUGUCAUAGAUGGCAGACCAGUUGAAGUGAAGAGGACAGUUCCAAGAGAGGAUAUGAUGGGUAGCAGAGGUGUAUCAAGAACAAAGAAAAUAUUUGUUGGUGUUAUACCAUUUUCUUUUCGUGUUUUAUUAAAAAUAUGGGCUGUAUUGAAUCUUGGAUUCUUGGAAAAAGGUAUGUUACUACAUGUGUAUUAA